AUGCCAAGAGUGAUAGUGGUAGGAGGACCAGCUGGUACAGGAAAGACAACACAGGGAGAAUUGUUAGCCAAAAACUUCAAUUGUCCAUUCAUAGAGGGUGAUGCCCUUCAUCCGAAAGAAAAUAUUGAUAAAAUGUCCCGAGGGGAACCUUUAACAGAUGAAGAUAGAUGGGGUUGGCUCAAAAAAUUAUCACAAGUUGCAAGUGAAAAAGCGAUAGAAGAUGAAUCCAAAAUCGCAGUUGUAUCAUGUUCAAUGUUGAAAAAAAGUUAUCGAGAUUUUAUAAAACAGAAUUCAAUUGGUGAGAAUUUGACAUUUAGAUUCGUUUUCCUUUAUACCACUUUUGAAGAAUUGAUGAAAAGAGUAGGUAGUAGAAAGGGUCAUUUCAUGAAAUCUGACAUGGUUAAAUCACAAUAUGAUAUAAUGGAGAUCCCAAAAACUAAUGAACUAUUGAAAAAUGGGGGAGAAUCUGCAAGUAUUGAUACUACCAAUAAAUCUCCUGAUGUAAUAGAAAAAGAAAUAUUGAGCAAUUUGAAUAGUUGA
This is a messenger RNA of Lodderomyces pseudojiufengensis, 540 nucleotides long. RefSeq names its product gluconokinase. The coding region runs from base 1 to 540 and encodes 179 amino acids. Gene Ontology annotation, molecular function: gluconokinase activity. The record is from RefSeq and is a predicted model, not a curated record. Gene Ontology annotation, cellular component: cytoplasm. The transcript has a single exon. Lineage: Eukaryota; Fungi; Ascomycota; Pichiomycetes; Serinales; Debaryomycetaceae.